Messenger RNA from Mytilinidion resinicola, 543 nucleotides. RefSeq lists its product as uncharacterized. The coding region runs from base 148 to 435 and encodes 95 amino acids. The transcript has a single exon. The record is from RefSeq and is a predicted model, not a curated record. NCBI's taxonomy places the organism in Eukaryota, Fungi, Ascomycota, Dothideomycetes, Mytilinidiales, Mytilinidiaceae.
UUUGAAAGCUUGCAUACCGAGCACUGAGUAUCUGUAAUCGACCUCCUUUCUAUAGUCUAGUCUCUCAAUCUAAAAAGUCAUAUAAUCUAUCCAGUUUCAGCGUCCAGCGUUCUUUCUAAGAUUUUGAGGUAUUCUAUUCGAAGCUAAAUGAGCCUCACAUACCCUAUCCUAUACAUCAUUCACUUCUUUACCCAAACGUUCCUUUUUAUAAAACACCUCUUUGAUCGCAUCACCGCCUUCGUCAAAUCCAUUUGGAAAUCCCGCGAACUUUCACAGCCGCCUACCCCUCAACCAAAAUCUCCUCCACCGCCACAGCCUCCUUCCAAAUCUCCUGUCCGAGAGCUCAGGGCCAGGAAGCCUCAUUCCCAGCCCUCUGCCCGAGAAUUCAAGAUCAGAAAUCUUGACGGGUCGAAAGAGGUGUUUCGGACGCACUAGAAAAUGCCACUCAACCCCUCCAACCCCACAAUCACCCGCCCUCCCCCAAACGCGGUGGUCUACGACCUCUCCUCUCCCACUCAAACCACCAUAACCCUCCCCGUACGU